This is a messenger RNA of Rhinopithecus roxellana (golden snub-nosed monkey), 4987 nucleotides long. It is a transcript of the gene RNF170, whose product is annotated as ring finger protein 170. The transcript has 8 exons. NCBI's taxonomy places the organism in Eukaryota, Metazoa, Chordata, Mammalia, Primates, Cercopithecidae. Gene Ontology annotation, molecular function: ubiquitin protein ligase activity. Bases 1299 to 2075 code for a protein of 258 amino acids. The record is from RefSeq and is a predicted model, not a curated record.
UCUGUCUCAAAAGGAAAAAAAAAAAGUUACGCAUGUGUAUCUCACUUGUCUUUGGUUCCUGUGUUGGUGCCUCUGGAUAUUUGUCAAACUAGAGUUCCUACAUUCCUUAUCAGGUUAUUUCUAUCGAAUCUCUAGCACUUUUAAGUGACGUAUAAUCUUGUAGGCAAACGAAUGAAGUCAGUGAGUAUAUGUCACAUUGACUUACGCCAGACUCACAUGCAGCUUGUCUUUAGAUGGGCAGACAAGAUGCUGGCCCUACUGGAGUGACUGUGGCUGUGCUGUCCUGAGCACCCUUCCUCCAGUGGCCCUGGUUUUCAAGGCUUUGACACAAUUGACCUAAAGCCUCCUUUUUCAAGCGUGGCUGCAUAUCCACAGUGCUUUUGUGCAUGAUGUUGCGUUGUUCUGGAGGUUUCAUUUUGUAAUUCCAGUUACUUUUGAUGAAAGAAAUUAGUAAAAACGUUUGGAUGUGAGUAAUUGCAGAAGCCAUGUGGCUGUCAAGUUUCUACAUGAGCCUUAGGGUGAAAAGGCACUGAGAUGCUCUCCUUUGUUCCAGGAAGUCCUGGAAUUUCCUAUUUUUCUCUUAUUUUCUCUAUGUGGUUUAUUUUUUUCCUUCCCUGAAAGCUUUGGAAAUGCCUGAGGAGAGGUGAGUUGAACUUGUCUUGGCUGUCUCUUAUUCCGAUUAGUUGGACGCUAGUUCUCACCCACAGCUGCUUAUCGGAUUAAAGAGGGCAUGUCCUGUGUGACAGUGCUCCAGAUUGCAUCCUGUCUUCCCAGGGAACACAUACGUAGAACUGUGAUUAAAGAGAGUUUGAGAUGCUAUGUGGAGCAGCUCUGGGGCAGGCAUGGCUAGUUUUUAUCGUAGUUCUGCUGAGUCCUUGGCAGUUGUUAAUAAUAUUAGCCAAAAUGCUGUAGCUUCCAUUUACUGAGAGCCUAUAUGAUGUGCCAAGCAGUAUGCUAAAUGCCUUACCUUCAUUAUCUCAUUAAAAACUUUACAAGGCAAGGUACUUCCCCCCAUACUGCCUGCCCCCAGAAAGAGUGGCAGUUUGAUAUGGUUCAACCUAAUGCCUUUUACAUAUGAAGAAGCUGCGACAGAGACUUUACUUGUUGUGACAGAAUUGGAACUAAAAUUCAGGGCUCUUCAUGUGCGAGCAGCAAUUGCUUGGGCUUCAGUUUACAGCCUGUAUGGUCGGACAGAAUCAGCAGCACUGUUUAGUUCUGGAUAAUCACUGACUGAACAACAAAAGUUGGAGAACAGAAGUCCUUGAUUUUGGAAUUCAUUUUCAGGACUGAGACCUGGAAUGGCCAAAUAUCAAGGUGAAGUUCAAAGUUUGAAACUGGAUGAUGAUUCAGUUAUAGAAGGAGUAAGCGACCAAGUACUUGUGGCAGUUGUGGUCAGUUUCACUUUGAUUGCUACCCUGGUAUAUGCACUUUUCAGAAAUGUACAUCAAAACAUUCACCCAGAAAACCAGGAGCUAGUAAGGGUACUUCGAGAACAGCUUCAAACAGAACAGGAUGCACCUGCUGCUGCUCGACAGCAGUUCUACACCGACAUGUACUGUCCCAUCUGCCUGCACCAAGCCUCCUUCCCGGUGGAGACCAACUGUGGACAUCUUUUUUGUGGUGCCUGCAUUAUUGCUUACUGGCGAUAUGGUUCAUGGCUUGGGGCAAUCAGUUGUCCAAUCUGUAGACAAACGGUAACCUUACUCCUAACGGUAUUUGGUGAAGAUGAUCAGUCUCAGGAUGUUGUGAGAUUGCAUCAGGAUAUUAAUGAUUAUAACCGGAGAUUCUCAGGGCAACCCAGAUCUAUUAUGGAGAGAAUUAUGGAUCUACCGACUUUACUGAGGCAUGCAUUCAGGGAAAUGUUUUCAGUGGGGGGCCUUUUCUGGAUGUUUCGCAUCAGGAUAAUACUUUGUUUAAUGGGAGCUUUUUUCUAUCUUAUAUCACCUCUAGAUUUUGUACCUGAAGCCUUGUUUGGAAUCCUAGGCUUUCUAGAUGAUUUCUUUGUCAUCUUUUUAUUGCUUAUCUACAUCUCUAUUAUGUAUCGAGAAGUGAUAACCCAAAGGCUAACCAGAUGAAAAAAAAAAAAAAAAAACUGAGUUUACUAGGAUAUCUGAGCUAACGUAGAACAUCAAACGGAAGGACCCAUGGCAGUAUAAAGCAAUGAAGUAAUGGAGUAUUAUCUCACAAAUAUAAAACCACUAUAAGACAAACAUUUGAUUAUCAUUUGACAAAUGCCUAGGAAUAUAUAACUGGAAUUUUCACAUGUUGCAAGUUCUAAUAUUAAGUUUAGAAUUAUAAUGAUCUACAAUUGUAUCUUGAUUCUAUGUUGUCUGGAAAAAAUAAGGAAUUAUAUAAAAAGGGAUGCUUUUAUAUAUUUUUCUUUUCCCCAGAAUAACUUAGAUUAAUUGGAUGUAUAGUAAAAUAUUGUUAAAUGUCAGUUUAUCCACCUUAUUCUUCUCAGUGGGUACCUAUAUGAUAAUAUAUAGCUGUGAAACUCAUCUAAAUAUUUUUGUUACAAUAAAAUAUUAUAUACUAUUGGGGAAAAUUCAGUAUUUCUUUUAGUGCUAGCUAAGUUUUGUGCAUUUGGAGCAGUUCUGCUUUUUCAUUCUGGUAUAAUUAAUUAUUUGUUAUCAGCUGAAACUGAAAGAAGAAACUUGAACUUCAUACUUCAAUAUCAUAUUUUAGUUUACAGAGCACAUUUUAAUCAAUAGAAGAAUUAAGAUGAAAAACAUGGCCGGGCGGGGUGGCUCACACCUGUAAUCCCAGCAGUUUGGGAGGCCAAGGCAGGUGGAUCAUGAGGUCAGGAGAUCGAGACCAUCCUGGCUAACACAGUGAAGCCCCGUCUCUACUAAAAACACAAAAAAUUAGCAGGGCGUGGUGGCCGGCGCCUGCCCAGCUACUCGGGAGGCUGAGGCAGAAGAAUGGCGUGAACCUGGGAGGCGGAGCUUGCAGUGAGCCGAGAUUGCACCACUGCACUCCUGCCUGGGCGACAGGGUGAGACUCCAUCUUAAAAAAAAAAAAAGAUGAAAAACAUUUAUCUCCAGUCAGCACACUUGAUGUUCACAGUUAGACAUUUAAACAAGAGCUCAUCCUUUCAUAGUAGAUACAAAAGUAAUUUGUAAAGGGAAGAUUGUUUUAGGAACCUGGACGAUGCUGCAAACAGAUUAGCCUGAUGCAUUUCUGAGGAAGGUGGAUGGGAUCUUUGUGUCUUUGAGCAUCAAGCCCAUAGGAAGGUACUGGGAACAGUAUCUACAUUUGACAAAAGAAAUUACUGGUUAGCUAUAGCAACAGAUUGGACAAACUUGGUUAGUUUUCUGUUGUCAGAAAUCUUUAUAGUAUUGUCUCAGGAAGGCAGCACAGAUGUGCUUUAUAGUAUUGUCUCAGGAAGGCAGGCACAGCUCAGAUUCAUGUCUUGAGCCAAACAAGUGAAUGUAUCUGAGAAGACUCAAUACCACAUGGUAUUGGGAGAUCUUACUCACUUUGGCUGGUAUUGGUCAUUAGUGAAUAUAUGACAGCAGGAUGUGAGGGGAUGCCCAGGAGUCAGUGUUAGCAUUGUCAUCUGAGAUCACUGCUAUUAAUAUCAUCCAUUAAUUUAUUAGUGAGCUUCACUAUAGCAGACUGGGAGAUAAGGAUAAAAUCUGUCACAUUCUCUCUAGUUAAUCAGAUCAGCUACCAAUUAAUAAGAUUCUGAAUUAAAUAUCAAUAUGUGUUUUUCUAAUUUGGACCUAGGACAGAGCUGUUGCUUGUUAUAGAGAAAGACAAUAAUGCUUAAACAUAGCACAUUAUAAUUAAAGAAGUUACUCACAUACUUUUCAUUUUAGCCUUUGGACAAUUUUGUGAGGAACACUGGGCACCAACUUCCCUUUCAUAGAUACAAUCCCUAUGCUAUUGAUGAAAGUGUUUUUGAAUGAAGUCAUACAACAAAUAACUGAUCAAAGUGGCAUUAAACCAAACUCUUUUAGUAGGACUCCUGCAUAGAAUGUUUAGAUAGACGUGGAAGUUGUUAAGAGGAACGGCAAGAGAGAAACUGGUUCUUUGGAAGUCUUUCAUGCUACAUUAUACCUCCAUCAGAGUAAGACAGCUUAGGCACUCCUAAGAGGAAAGGUCUGUGGAGAUGACACCUGAAGAUUGCAUGAAUCCGAAUUCUACACUUCCAAAUCAAAUAGGUAAAAGGGUGGCAUACAUCACAGAAAACGCUUGCUGUCACCAAAUUGAAAAGCAAAUGAGUAGGAGUUUGUCACACUGCCAUGUACCAGACUGGAAAUGCAUUUCCUACCAGUUAUACAUUUGGUGUGGGGGAAUGGAGAUGUCAUUUUUUGACAGCAUUUUAUUUGUGUGCAUGCGUUCUGCUCCAAGUGUCACAAUUCUGGUUACAAUAAUUAUAAUAGCUGGAGUUACUACUAAGACUUUCCUGAAAGAGGUGUAUUGUACCAAAUUUUGUAACGUAAAAAAAAUACUAAACGAUCUUAAAGCUUACUAAAUUGUGAAAAGGGUACGUGCUAACAUCUCAGAACUUUAGACCUGCUUAUUGUCGUCUUUACCGAUCUCUGAUGAUAAAUGCAGAAGGGAUCUGAGAGUUUUUAAAGCAAGUAGAGUCAAUCAGUGUUUUGAACAUUAUAGUAAUACUUCUGUGAUUCAGAGUUAGAUCAUAUAAAUCAAAGUAACAAUUUGGAUUUUUUUUUAACAACAAUAUCAUAACUGUCGUAAAACAGAUGGUCCAACCCCAGGAGCAGAUAAUUUGGGCAGCUCUGUGGGGAAUAAGAUGGGGAAAACAACUGUUCUAACUGCCCACUAGAACAGUGGUUUCAACUACUACAAUUCUCAGUGUGAGAGGUACAAGGGAAGAAAGGACUGUGUGGAUCCUUUGUGGCUAUGCAGAUACCUACCUCACAGAGUUGUAGAAGACUGGUGGUUUGGUUCAAACCUUGUGAUUAAAGAGUUUGUCAAGCAUUUUUUUAUUUUGAAUAAAAGCAACAUAUCUAAAAAA